Dunckerocampus dactyliophorus (ringed pipefish) is the source of this 1594-nucleotide messenger RNA. RefSeq names its product presenilin 2 (gene psen2). The record is from RefSeq and is a predicted model, not a curated record. Gene Ontology annotation, biological process: negative regulation of apoptotic process; membrane protein ectodomain proteolysis; amyloid-beta metabolic process. Gene Ontology annotation, molecular function: aspartic endopeptidase activity, intramembrane cleaving. Lineage: Eukaryota; Metazoa; Chordata; Actinopteri; Syngnathiformes; Syngnathidae. Bases 106 to 1350 code for a protein of 414 amino acids. The transcript is spliced from 11 exons. Gene Ontology annotation, cellular component: neuromuscular junction; membrane raft; perinuclear region of cytoplasm.
CACAUGACGUGUGUCAGCUGACAGCUAACUUCCGGGUUGUGGCUCGCAGUGCUUUGCUGUCGUUCGUCAGUUUUCCAAUAAAUCAGACCAGCUGGGAGUGUGGUCAUGAACGUGUCAGACAGCGAGGACGAUAUCUACACCGAGAGGACGGCGCUGGUCCAAUCGGAGAAUCCAGUGGUGCCAUCCUACAUACCAGACUCUGCCCCCACCGAUGGCCCGCCUAAAAGGGAUCGAAGUGGGCCCGUGGGCGCUGGUUCCGACGCAGAGGCUGAAGACGAGGAGCUGACCCUCAAGUAUGGCGCCAAACACGUGAUCAUGCUCUUCAUUCCCGUCACGCUGUGUAUGCUGGUGGUGGUUGCCACCAUCAAGUCGGUCAGCUUCUACAGCGAGAAGACGGACCAGCAUCUGAUCUACACGCCGUUUACGGAGAACACGUCAUCGGUCGGACGCCGCCUCCUCAACUCGGUUCUCAACACCAUCAUCAUGAUCAGUGUCAUCGUAGUCAUGACGGUCUUCCUGGUGUUCCUCUACAAGUACCGCUGCUACAAGUUCAUCCAUGGGUGGCUCAUCCUGUCCUCGCUCAUGCUGCUCUUCUGGUUCAGCUUCAUGUACCUCAGCGAAUUGUUUAAGACCUAUAAUGUAGCUAUGGACUACCCGACGGUGGGCGUAAUCAUCUGGAACUUUGGUGCGGUGGGAAUGGUGUGUAUUCACUGGAAAGGUCCGCUCCAGCUGCAGCAGGCCUACUUAAUCCUGAUUAGCGCCCUCAUGGCGCUCGUCUUCAUCAAAUAUUUGCCAGAAUGGUCAGCGUGGGUCAUCUUGGGCGCCAUCUCUGUUUACGACUUGGUAGCCGUCCUGAGUCCAAAAGGUCCGCUCAGGAUGCUCGUGGAGACGGCGCAGGAACGCAACGAGCCCAUCUUUCCCGCCCUCAUCUACUCCUCUGCGAUGGCAUGGACGGUGGGGAUGGCAAGCCCAAAUGACGCUGAGCAGUCUGGACGUCAAACAGGUGAUGAGGAGGCGGAGCACAGUGACACGGAGGCCGAGAGACGACGCACGUUUCAGGAAGAAGAGCUAGAGGAGCGAGGCGUGAAGCUUGGCUUGGGUGACUUCAUCUUCUAUAGCGUUCUGGUGGGAAAAGCCGCAGCGAGUGGAGAAGACUGGAACACGACACUCGCCUGCUUUGUUGCCAUCUUGAUAGGUCUGUGUCUGACGCUGCUGCUGCUCGCAAUCUUUAAAAAGGCCUUGCCGGCGUUGCCCAUCUCCAUCACCUUCGGACUCAUUUUUUACUUCUCCACCGACUUCCUGGUCCGACCUUUCAUGGACGACCUUGCCGCACAUCAGUUCUACAUCUGACACCGCCACAGGAAGUGAUGCGGUGUUUGGAUGUCAAAAUAACUUUUUAAAAAUGUGCGUGGCUAAAUAGACUGUCUCUGAAACUCCUCCCCUUUGACAAGUCUGCUGUCCCUUUGAGAACCCUUUCACCUGCUCCAGUGUGAUGCUAAGCUAGGCUAAAAGAGUUAGCUUGUUGGGGGUGGGGCCUAACAUCUCCAUCUUUGUAUGUUUCUACAAUGUUAAAAAAAAUCAAAUCUUUAAACAA